Cavia porcellus (domestic guinea pig) is the source of this 2647-nucleotide messenger RNA. It is a transcript of the gene St6galnac2, whose product is annotated as ST6 N-acetylgalactosaminide alpha-2,6-sialyltransferase 2. Gene Ontology annotation, molecular function: alpha-N-acetylgalactosaminide alpha-2,6-sialyltransferase activity. Gene Ontology annotation, biological process: protein O-linked glycosylation. The record is from RefSeq and is a predicted model, not a curated record. The transcript is spliced from 9 exons. The coding region runs from base 843 to 1835 and encodes 330 amino acids. NCBI's taxonomy places the organism in Eukaryota, Metazoa, Chordata, Mammalia, Rodentia, Caviidae.
CGCCCAGCCAGGGCUCCCCAGACGCCCUCAGCCUUCCACCCGCCCUCCACAUCGACCCCUCUGUGAUGGCUCGCAAUGGGGCCUCGGCCGCGGCCACGGCCCAGAGAUCCGCCCAGCGCAGAUCUCCCUGCCUGCUGGGAUGGCAGGGCCUCUGCACGAGUCCAAGAGGGACCUGAGCCCCGUGCUCAAACGCCUUAUCCUCGACACCUCUGUUAGCUAAUUCUUUCCAAGCCUGAUCAGAAACACUUUCUAUAGUCGAAAUUUGACUGGGUCUCCUGGAUUGAAUAAAAACAAUUGCUUUUGAGUCUUGGAGUUCUCCACAACGUCAGACGGGAAAGGUUCUACUUCUUGGGCAGAGACUCAAGUCCUGCAGGUUCCAGCUUUGCCUGGAUCCUCAAGCACACGGUGUACAGUCGCCUUUCCUGUUCACUCUGGUCCCUGCUCGAUCCCGCAAAGUGAGGGCUCCUGGGGAAAACGGGCUGAUUCUGGGUCCUCCCGUGCCUCCUCCUGCACGGAGCUCCCUGCUGCUUGACCUGAGCACCUCUUUAAUUCAUGCCCCACAAGGAGAAACUUGAGAGCCUGCCUUUGCCAGGUGAUGGUUCCAGUUACUGAAGAAGUUCAACAGGAUUUGGCUUUAAGCUUCUGGCAGGCAUACCAAGCUGAACUCGAAUCUGAACUGGGGAGACCAGAAGAGCACCCACAGCCUCUUGUGGAAGCCUCUCCAUCAGCCUUUCCUGUUGUAGCUUUGGGCACCUACUGAACCUACAGACCCUUCAAUAACCAUGUCUGGAGCGAGCAGAUGAAAAGCAAAUUAGCGUUUGCUCUCAGGAAUAAGGGACACCAUGACACUGCGACAUUUCUUUGGACUCAAAGCAUCAAGUUCUGGAACCAAAAAGAGCCAGCCCUGCCCGUCCUCUCUUUCCCUGGCCAUUGGGCAGCACCACCACUUCCAGAGCCUGUUUAAUUUCUCCACACCAGUGCUGCUGUGGGGCGGUCUCUUCACCUCUGAGCUCUGGGAUGGCCUGAGCCGGCACAAAGCCCCCUACGGCUGGCAGGGGCUCUCCCGCCAAGCCAUCACCUCCACCCUGAGCCUCCUGAACCAAUCUGAGAGCGCAAAGCUAUUUGCUCACUCCAGGAAGUCCUCUCCCAGCUGUAUUCGGUGUGCUGUGGUGGGUAACGGAGGCAUUCUGAAUGGGUCCCGCCAGGGUCUGAAUAUUGAUGCCCAUGACUACGUGUUCAGGCUCAACGGAGCGGUGAUCAAAGACUUCGAGCACGAUGUGGGCACGAAGACUUCCUUCUAUGGUUUCACCGUGAACACCAUGAAGAACUCCCUCAGGUCCUACAAGCACCUGGGCUUCACUGCUGUACCACAGGGGAAGCACUUGUGCUACAUCUUCAUCCCCGCCAGCAUCCGUGAGUACCUGAUGCUCCGAUCGGCCAUCCUGGACGUGUCUGUCCCCGAGGGCCCCGACAAAGGAGACAGGCCUCAGACCUACUUCGGACCCAAAGCUUCCGCCAGUAAAUUCAAGCUACUGAAUCCAGACUUCAUCAGCUACCUGAAAGAGAGAUUUUUGAAAUCAGAGUUGAUUAACAGAGGUUUUGAAGAUCUAUACAUGCCUAGCACUGGGGCCCUCAUGUUGCUGACAGCUUUGCACACCUGUGACCAGGUAAGUGCUUAUGGAUUCAUCACCGAAAAUUACCAGAAAUAUUCUGACCACUAUUUUGAAAGACAGAAGAAGUCACUGAAAUUCUAUGCAAACCACGAUCUGCGCCUAGAAGGCACCCUGUGGAGGGACCUACACGAGGCCGGCAUCCUUUGGCUGUACCAGCGCUAACCCCGAAGUGUAGAUUCCUCUGCUUUGGUCAAGUAGCCAAAGCCUUGUUGACGUUUCAACCUUUGAGAGAGGCAUUAAGUCCUUGACUCUCUCCUUCCCAGUAAAGGACACCGGGGUGAACUUGUGACUGACAUCAAAGCCCAUUCAAGGCAGGUCACCCCAUGUUGUCCUUGCCUCGUGCAAGCAAACUCCUGCAUCUGACAGAUAUCUUCAUGUGGCCACGGUCAAGUGGACCACUUUGCCGGACUCAUUUUUAAACUGGACACUCUCAAGAUGAGGCAGCCAGCCAUACCCAAGACAAGCAGCUCAAAGCCAGCAGGACACACAUGGACUUUCAGGAUGUCGGUGGGCCCAGUACAGCCUACCUGGCAGUAACCAAGACCAAGCAGUGGGUACAGCCAACCUCACCACUAGAAGUCAUCUCCACACCAAUGCCAAAGCUAUUCAACUCUGGAAACAUGAACUGAACUUCUGCUUCAUGAGAAAGAAAAAGCAGAACGUAAUUUGACACUUAACUGCAUAAAUCACUGAUGACCAUUUUCUCUUUUUCUGUUGGAGGACUUAGAGAACUUCAGGACAAUGGAGAGGGGGGGUACCUCAGUCAAAGGGUGCUCGCCUAGGUCAAGUUCUAUAUCCAACGCCACGGAGGAAAAAGCCCAUAAUCUAAGGAUUAAAGAUCCUGCUGUGUGGGUAUCAACUGCAGGGACUCUGAUGGGGAAUGGGGGUCCCUCUAGCAAUGUAUGUUACCAGGAUAACAUUACUGGAUAUUGAACCCUCAUAUCACAACUUCAAUAAAAUUGAAGUUAGCUAGC